AUGUCCUCCUCUGAUAUAUUCGAUGUCUUAAACAUUCAAAAUCGCCGAGCAGGUAGCCCUGGGUCCUCAGGUCUAACUCCGGUACCAAGCCGAACGCCAAAACCGCAGGUAAGCGGGAUGCAGCGAGAACUAUACAACCUGUUGGGAGAUAACACGCCACCUAUUGCAGUUCAAAAGGGGAGCAAGUUCAAAGAUAAGAUGAGAACCAUGGCGAAGCCAUCUCCUUGGAGUUUUGCUGAAUUUGAACCGCGACAAGCAGUGAAGCUGAGACAUUGGGUGAAAGGUUCAAAAGAACUGGUGGAACAACAACCUCAAGGUAGCGCCUUUGAGAAAUAUAACACCAAACUCACUAUUCCGGAAUUUACGGAGGAGGAAUACAAUUCUUUUAUGGGUGAGAAAGAUGAGACCAAAGAUGCUUUGCAAAAGUGGAAUUUUCAAGACAUCAAACAGCUAUUCGAUACUUGCAAGAAAUAUGAUAUGCGAUGGUUCAUCAUACAGGACAGGCUCAAUUUGGAAGGCGAGCACACUUUGGAGGAUCUGAAAGAGUUGUUUUACCUCGUUUGUCGCUACUAUUUUUUGGCCAAGAACCCGGAUAACCCUCUUAUAGAAUCGCUUUCUUUUUCGAGAGAGAAGGAGGUCGAGCGUAAAAAGUACUUGCAAAGGCUUCUGUCUAGAUCUGCUGCUGAGAUUGCUGAGGAAGAAGCUUUGAUUGUGGAGUCUAAAAAGUUCGAAAUGGCGGCAAAGAAGACGUCAAGUGAGAGGGAAAGUCUCUUGCGGCUUUUGGAUUCUCCGAACUCUGACAAGCCCAUUGCUCAGUUUUUGACGUCUCAAGGAAUGGCGCAGCUUUACAACGGCCUACUUUCUGACAAAACCAAGAAACGAAAACAUGAGCAAACAGUUCCGGAAAAUCCAUGGAUGAAACAACAGCAGCAGUUUGCUCAGCAAAAGCAGCAGAUGCAGCAGCUGCAGGAACAAAAGAUCGUUACCAACAAUAACAUCCCUAAUGAUCAGAACCAAAUCAAAAAGACGAAAAAGCAGAAGCAGGAAAUGCAAAUAGCCGUAAAGAGGAAAGCUGAUAGCGAGUAUGCCGAGCAGUUGCUUCAAGGGUUUACUCUCGAGGAACGAAAAUCUUUGGGUGUGCAAACUCAUGGGGAGAAACUACCUUCUGGAGUUUAUCUUAGGUCUAGUCGGAUAUCGACAUUCAAGGCGGCAACUCAGACCAAGAUUGCUGCUACACUGCAAGAACUGGAGCUUCCUAGUAGGCCGGCAAUGCCAACCUAUCAGGUUGUGCAUAACCACGAAAUUUUACUUGCCCGCAUCAACAGUAUGCUUGAUCUGAAAAGGCAGGUUGAUAAGCUGGAAGCAGAAAAGGACGUAAAGAAAUAG
This is a messenger RNA of Lachancea lanzarotensis, 1386 nucleotides long. It is a transcript of the gene SWC4, whose product is annotated as LALA0S04e00298g1_1. Gene Ontology annotation, biological process: chromatin remodeling; DNA repair; negative regulation of transcription by RNA polymerase II. Bases 1 to 1386 code for a protein of 461 amino acids. The record is from RefSeq and is a predicted model, not a curated record. Gene Ontology annotation, cellular component: NuA4 histone acetyltransferase complex; Swr1 complex. NCBI's taxonomy places the organism in Eukaryota, Fungi, Ascomycota, Saccharomycetes, Saccharomycetales, Saccharomycetaceae. Gene Ontology annotation, molecular function: transcription corepressor activity. The transcript has a single exon.